AUGAAGUCCAUCGCUCGACUCGGUCGCCCAGUGGGCUCCCUCCUGCGAUGCGCCGAGCGCGAAAGUCACUGUCGGUUCGCCCCUUGGGCCACGAGGUCAUUCCACAGGUCGCCGGCAAAGCUCGAAGAUAAAGGCAAAGAUCCCAAAGAAAACUUGUCUUUCCGAGGACAGCUGUACCAGAGCACCGCAGACAGGCUGAAGCGCGAAAGAGCUUCGGAGGAACAAUAUAUAAGAGCUACAGGCGCCCGCGGGGGAGGCGCGGGGGGAAGAACGCUCAGUCUCAGUUUUGUGAUUCUGUCCGUCGCAGCCGCUGCCUUCUACCUUGGAAAGAGGGGAGAACGACCUUUGGAUGUCUCAUCCACGACUCCUUUGUCUCGAGCACAGCCGCCCCAACAUGAUACUAGAGCCUCUAAUCUGCAAGCCGCUUGGGUUGACUUUGCGCAAAUCGUGGGGAAGGAUAACGUCUCGACUGUUCCCGGCGAUCUCGAAGCGCAUUCCGGUUCUGAAUGGUCCUCCUACACCACCAAACCUGAUGAAAGACCUUUUGCCAUUGUAUACCCUGCAACAACCGAAGAGGUCUCCAAGAUCAUGAAGGUGUGCCACGAACGGAGGAUCCCCGUGACCGCACUCUCAGGCGGCACCAGUCUUGAAGGUCACUUUGCGCCUACACGAGGAGGCAUAUGCAUCGACAUGGCAAGAAUGGAUAAGAUAUUGGAAUUCAGACCCCAAGAUCUUGAUAUUGUUGUACAGCCUGCUCUCGGCUGGGAAGAGCUCAACGAGGAACUAAAAGGACAUGGCAUGUUUUUCCCACCAGAUCCGGGUCCAGGAGCAAAAAUAGGGGGCAUGGUUGGGACAGGUUGUUCGGGAACAAACGCGUACAGAUACGGUACCAUGCGGGAUUGGGUCGUCUCUCUGACGGUCGUUCUCGCCGACGGCACCAUCAUCAAGACAAGAAGGAGACCUCGAAAAUCAAGUGCUGGCUACAACUUGACACAGAUGUUCAUCGGCAGCGAAGGUACUCUGGGUAUUGUCACAGAAGCCACGUUGAAGAUCACGGUUCUCCCUAAAAGCCAGUCGGUCGCCGUUGCUACAUUUCCCACCAUUCAUGCAGCAGCCGAGUGUGUCGCGAGAGUUGUUGGCGAAGGCAUUCAGCUUGCGGGAAUGGAGAUCUUGGACGAUGUGCAAAUGCGCUGCAUCAACAAAAGCGGAAUGACCAGCAGGCCGUGGCAGGAGGCUCCUACCCUAUUCUUCAAGUUUGCCGGGACAAAUGAAGGCGUCAAGGAACAGAUCAAGAUCAUCCGGAACAUCGCCAAAGCGACCCACAACAAGAGCUUCGAGUUCGCCAAAAACGAGGAUGAGGCCGCUGAACUCUGGAGUGCUCGGAAAGAGGCCCUUUGGAGUGUCAUGGCUAUGCGGAAAAACAGCACUGACCAUGUUUGGACUACCGAUGUGGCCGUCCCUAUCAGCAGACUGGCAGACAUAAUUCAAGAAACCCACGAUGAUGUGGCCAGCAGCGGUUUGAUCGGUGGUAUCUGCGGGCAUGUGGGAGACGGAAAUUUUCACACCAUCCUACUCUACAAUGACACCGAAAAGAAGAUCGCUGAAGAGUUGGUUCAUCGAAUGAUACGUCGUGCCAUCGCCAUGGAAGGCACAGUCACUGGCGAGCACGGCGUGGGGUUGAAGAAGCGCGAGUAUCUCCGCGAAGAGCUCGGCGAUGAAACUGUCGAUGCAAUGCGCAAGCUGAAGCAAGCAUACGACCCGUUGGGACUUCUCAACUGCGACAAGAUUGUCCAGAUUGAAGCAGGCCACUGA
This is a messenger RNA of Cladophialophora psammophila CBS 110553, 1812 nucleotides long. Its product is annotated as D-lactate dehydrogenase (cytochrome). Gene Ontology annotation, molecular function: D-lactate dehydrogenase (cytochrome) activity; FAD binding; D-lactate dehydrogenase (NAD+) activity. The coding region runs from base 1 to 1812 and encodes 603 amino acids. The transcript has 5 exons. The record is from RefSeq and is a predicted model, not a curated record. Gene Ontology annotation, biological process: lactate catabolic process. Lineage: Eukaryota; Fungi; Ascomycota; Eurotiomycetes; Chaetothyriales; Herpotrichiellaceae. Gene Ontology annotation, cellular component: mitochondrion.